AGUUUAUUUCAGUUCAAAUGAGCUCUACAAAAUGUUUCCUGCUCCUUGGCCCCAGCAAACGAGUUCAAAAGCCGCUGCUGCAACGACCAGAACCACAGUGCCAAGUGAUAAAUUGAUUAACGAAAAUGCUGUGCAAUUAAACAUUUGGCCCCAAUUGUAUGAAAAUUUAUGCAAAUCAAAGCCGAGCGAUGACUGCGUGGCGAGCCACAUCAAAAGGCCACAGGCAGCAGCAACUGCCGCAGCAGCAGAAGCAGCAGCAAGAAGCAGGAAGCGGCAGCAACAACAACCUAGUUGCCACAACGGCCACAACAACCACAUCGCGCCAUUGCAAUUUGCAUUUAAUUGUUGUGAUUAUCUUGGCCUGCUGCACACGCUGGCUCUAUGGCUUGCCGGAUGGCCGUGCCACCUGCCGAUCAGUGCCUGGAUUGACCAAGGAUCAAGUGGAGCUCUGCUACAAGGCCAGUGAUGUGACGGCGGCAGCUCUCGAAGGACUCGACAUGGCCAUACGGGAAUGCCAGAUUCAGUUUCAAUGGCAUCGCUGGAACUGUUCGUCGCUGAGCACAAAGAGCCGCAAUCCGCAUGCCUCCAGUUUGCUGAAGAAAGGCUACCGGGAGAGUGCGUUCGCCUUUGCCAUCUCCGCUGCCGGGGUGGCACACAGCGUGGCCCGCGCCUGCAGCCAAGGUCGUUUGAUGUCCUGCGGCUGCGACCCCACCAUCAAUCGCAAGACGCUGAACAAGAACCUGCGCCAGUCGCUGGACAAGGAGAAGAAGCAGUUUCUGCAGUACUUGGAGACCAACCAGAUACUAACGCCCGAGGAGGAGAAGAAGUACGAGCGCUCCAAGAUCGCCAGCCGCUGGAAGUGGGGCGGCUGCUCCCACAACAUGGACUUUGGUGUCGAGUACUCCAAGCUGUUCCUCGACUGCCGCGAGAAGGCCGGCGACAUUCAGUCGAAGAUCAAUCUGCACAACAAUCACGCCGGCCGGAUAGCCGUGUCCAACAACAUGGAGUUCCGGUGCAAGUGCCAUGGCAUGUCCGGCAGCUGCCAGCUGAAGACCUGCUGGAAAUCCGCACCCGACUUUCACAUUGUGGGCAAGGUGCUGAAGCAUCAGUUCCGCAAGGCCAUUCUCGUGGAUCAAUCGAAUCUGGGCAACGGCGAGCCCGUGGUCGUUUUGAAACGGGCGCGCAAUAAGAAAUCAAACGGAGGCAGCAACUCCGGCUCCACGUCCACCGAUCUGGACGGCGCGGAUGCAUCCGGUGGCCACGACGAUGGAGGAGCUGGUGACCCGGAGACGCGGCGACAUGAUGAGCUCGGUGUGGAGCGGGGCACGCGGCAACCGAACGCCGAUAAGAAUGCGGCACGAAUGGCCCGCAAACUGGAGACAUCGCUGUUCUACUAUCAGCGCUCGCCCAACUUUUGUGAGCGGGAUCUGGGUGCUGAUAUACAGGGCACAGUGGGACGAAAGUGCAACCGGAACACCACGACCAGCGACGGAUGCACCUCCCUCUGCUGUGGGCGUGGCCAUAGCCAGGUCAUCCAGCGGAGGGCGGAGCGGUGUCGCUGUAAAUUUCAAUGGUGCUGUAACGUGGAGUGCGAGGAGUGCCACGUGGAGGAGUGGAUUAGCAUAUGCAAUUGAGGACAAUGGAAAAGGACGAAGGACGCAGGACAACGCAUCGAUGAAGCGAUGGAGCCUCAUCCACAUGCUUAAGAAAAGACUUUUCUUCAUUCUAACAGAACUUAACACACAAAGAAAUCAGUAUUAAAGCAAAACAAAAAAAGAAACAUAACGUACGCAAUAGGGCAGACCAUCAA
This is a messenger RNA of Drosophila santomea, 1810 nucleotides long. It is a transcript of the gene Wnt10, whose product is annotated as protein Wnt-10b. Gene Ontology annotation, molecular function: frizzled binding; cytokine activity. Gene Ontology annotation, cellular component: extracellular region. The record is from RefSeq and is a predicted model, not a curated record. Lineage: Eukaryota; Metazoa; Arthropoda; Insecta; Diptera; Drosophilidae. The transcript is spliced from 6 exons. The coding region runs from base 159 to 1634 and encodes 491 amino acids. Gene Ontology annotation, biological process: canonical Wnt signaling pathway; neuron differentiation; cell fate commitment.